GAAUCCAGUGCGAAAUUGCUGCAAAAGCAGGGAUGAUUAUACAGAGAGUAGUGCUGAAUUCACGCCCCGGUAAGAAUGGAGUGCCAGUGGCUGAAAACUUCCGACUGGAACAAAGUACAAUAGCAGAUAUGAUCCAAGCAGGACAAGUGCGUGUUAGAACACUUUAUCUCUCUGUGGACCCUUACAUGCGCUGCCGAAUGAAUGAGGAUACAGGCUCAGAUUACCUCCUGCCCUGGCAGCUGUCUGAAGUUGCUGACGGUGGGGGCAUUGGGGUUGUGGAGGAGAGCAAGCACGAUAACCUUGCUAAAGGAGACUUUGUAACAUCCUUCAGCUGGCCCUGGCAGACAGUGGCCAUUCUAGAUGGAAGCUUGCUACAAAAGCUUGUUCCACAACUUGUCAGUGGACGCCUUUCCUACUUUCUUGGUGCAGCUGGCAUCACAGGGCUGACGGCCCUGUUAGGUAUAAAGGAGAAAGGACACGUGACUGUGGGUGCAAAUCAGACAAUGGUGGUGAGCGGAGCAGCCGGUGCCUGCGGCUCUUUGGCCGGCCAGAUUGGCCGUCUCGAGGGCUGCUCUAGAGUGGUGGGGAUCGCUGGCACAGAUGAAAAGUGCUCCAUUUUGGUCCAAGAAAUGGGGUUUGAUGCUGCUAUCAAUUACAAGAAGGGGAAUGUGGCAGAGCAGCUACGUGAACUCUGCCCAGGUGGUGUGGAUAUUUACUUCGAUAAUGUUGGUGGAGACAUCAGUGAUACAGUUAUAAGUCAGAUGAAUCAGAACAGCCAUAUCAUCCUGUGCGGACAGAUUUCUCAGUAUAACAAAGAUGUGCCUUAUCCUCCUCCGCUGCCUCCCGACAUAGAAAAAAUACAGAAAGAGAGGAACAUCACAAGGGAAAGAUUCUUAGUGUUGAACUAUAUGGACAAACAAGAAGCUAGUAUAUUACAACUCUGUCAGUGGAUCCAAGAGGGUAAACUGAAGGUCAGAGAGACCAUGGUAGAAGGCUUAGCAAACAUUGGUGCCGCUUUCCAGUCCAUGAUGAAUGGAGGCAAUAUUGGAAAACAGAUCGUCUCAGUUUCUAAGUAGAAGUUAUUGCUUCGGGCAAAAUAAUUGGAUUCUAUCUCUAAUAGUGAGCAAGUUUUUAAUUCUACUGAUUUCCAUUUUCUUAAAUAAACCAUUAAGUUGUUCUGUAUGUACUGAAAGCAGAGAUUCUGGGAUGUUAAGGCAGAACCUGUGCUAAUAAACUAAAUAGAACUG
This is a messenger RNA of Pygoscelis adeliae (Adelie penguin), 1247 nucleotides long. RefSeq names its product prostaglandin reductase 2 (gene PTGR2). Lineage: Eukaryota; Metazoa; Chordata; Aves; Sphenisciformes; Spheniscidae. Gene Ontology annotation, biological process: prostaglandin metabolic process. The record is from RefSeq and is a predicted model, not a curated record. Gene Ontology annotation, molecular function: 15-oxoprostaglandin 13-reductase [NAD(P)+] activity. The transcript has 9 exons. Bases 33 to 1076 code for a protein of 347 amino acids.